AUGAAGUCCUUCGCUCCUCUCUCCGUCCUCUCUUUGGCACUGGCCGCCGUCAGCAGCGCCAGCCCUGACCCUAGCAAGACUCUCGCUCGCCGCGCAAACUUCUGCGACCAGUGGGGCUCCGUCACGACCGGUAGCUACAUCGUCUACAACAACCUCUGGGGCCAGAGCUACGACACCUCCGGAACCCAGUGCACUGGCAUUGACUCGCUCAGCGGCAGCACCAUCGCGUGGCACACUUCGUGGUCAUGGGCCGGUACCGCGAACCAGGUGAAGAGUUUCGCCAACGUGGCGCUGAAGUUCACUGCUCAGAAACUGAGCGCCGUUAACAGCAUCGAGUCGACUUUCAAAUGGAGCUACUCCAACACCAACGUCGUCGCUGAUGUCGCGUACGACAUGUUCCUGAGCUCGACCGCCAACGGAAGCGAGGAGUAUGAGAUCAUGGUCUGGCUUGCUGCGCUGGGCGGUGCUGGUCCCAUCUCUUCUACCGGUUCUCCUAUCGCCACUGUUACUAUCAACGGUGUCUCGUGGAAGCUGUAUGUCGGCCCCAACGGCAGCAUGACUGUGUACAGCUUCGUUGCUUCGUCGACUGUUACUAGCUUCUCUGGUGAUCUUUUGAAAUUCUUCCAGUAUCUUGAGGAUUACCAGGGCCUCAAGUCCAGCUUGUAUUUGAUCGAUGUGCAGGCUGGUACCGAGCCUUUCACUGGCAGUUCUGCUCUGACUGUUUCUUCUUACUCGGCUGUUGUCGCAUAA
Messenger RNA from Penicillium soppii, 750 nucleotides. It is a transcript of the gene xgeA, whose product is annotated as putative endoglucanase. The transcript has 2 exons. Lineage: Eukaryota; Fungi; Ascomycota; Eurotiomycetes; Eurotiales; Aspergillaceae. Gene Ontology annotation, molecular function: cellulase activity. The coding region runs from base 1 to 750 and encodes 249 amino acids. The record is from RefSeq and is a predicted model, not a curated record. Gene Ontology annotation, biological process: polysaccharide catabolic process.